Saccostrea cuccullata (small rock oyster) is the source of this 1152-nucleotide messenger RNA. RefSeq names its product receptor-type tyrosine-protein phosphatase alpha-like. Gene Ontology annotation, biological process: protein dephosphorylation. Lineage: Eukaryota; Metazoa; Mollusca; Bivalvia; Ostreida; Ostreidae. Gene Ontology annotation, molecular function: protein tyrosine phosphatase activity. The record is from RefSeq and is a predicted model, not a curated record.
AUGAGCUCGAAAAAUACAGAUGAUAAAAAAGACCAAGAAGAAUUCCCAAUACUACUAGUGACUCUGAGUGGCACGGUUGUUUUAUUACUACUGGUUGUCGCUAUUCUCUUUGUACUAAGGUGGAAUAAUCUAAGGUCAAAAACAAAAAGGAAAAGUCAAAUUCCUGAUAAUCUUCAGAGACCAGUGUCGAGAAAUGAGUCGGAUCUAGAGGAGAUUCCUCAAAACGAGGCUGAUUACGUAGAAGAUGAAGUUAUUGUCGUUGAGUACAGUAAUCUGACGUCACAGAGGGUUUCAAUAGAGCAGUUUAUCAAAGAGUUGCCCGAGAGCAAACGCAAUGGUACACUAGAAAAAGAGUUUGAUGACCUUCCAUGUGGAUUGCUUGAAUCCUAUUCAAACGCACUUAAGAUUUCAAACAGGGGCGGUAGCAGAUACAAAAGCAUUUAUCCCUAUGAUUAUAAUCGCGUGAAGUUAAUCAGAACAGAAGAUGAUACAGAUGAUGAUUUUGUAAAUGCUUCAUACAUUCAUGGUUUCGCAAAAGAACGUGCUUAUAUAGCCGCACAAGGUCCUUUCACUUCUAAAACAUAAGAGGAUUUCUGGUCGGUAAUAUGGCAGAAUGACUCCACAAGAAUCGUAAUGCUGACCAAUCUGUACGAAGGAGAUAAGAUGAAGUGUCUGAAGUACUGGCCUGAUACAGAACUGGACAUUGGACCUUACACCAUUAAUCUGGACACGGUGGAUGUGUAUGACAACUGCAUCUUGCGCUAUUUGAUUGUCUAUUAUCAGGAAGAAGAAAAAAGAGUGACACAGUUUCAUUUCACUACGUGGCCUGACAACUCCGUUCCAGAUCUAGAUCUGACGUCACUCAUCUGCAUCCGAAAUUUAGUUAGGAAUGGUAUGACGUCAUUUGACGGUCCAAUUGUUGUUCACUGCAGUGCAUGGAUUGGUAGAACAGGGAUAUUUAUCGCCCUUGAUUAUCUCCUGGAAGAGGGCGCUGCUGAGCAGACGAUUGACGUCAAAGGAUACGUAGUUUCUCUUCGAUAUCAACGUGGGAAAUCUUUACAGACUUGUGAGCAGUACAUCUUCUUGCAAGACUCACUGAUGGAAGGGUUAACAAAUAACAGUGCUCGUAGGAGCGUUUUGUCUGUAAUUUAA